This is a messenger RNA of Trypanosoma brucei brucei TREU927, 534 nucleotides long. Its product is annotated as adaptin complex 4 subunit, putative. The transcript has a single exon. Gene Ontology annotation, cellular component: intracellular membrane-bounded organelle. Lineage: Eukaryota; Euglenozoa; Kinetoplastea; Trypanosomatida; Trypanosomatidae. Bases 1 to 534 code for a protein of 177 amino acids. Gene Ontology annotation, biological process: vesicle-mediated transport; protein transport. The record is from RefSeq and is a predicted model, not a curated record.
AUGACGACAAUUGAGUUCAUAUUUCUCGUGAACAGACAGGGCCAAACCCGGUUAGCGCAGUAUAGCACUUUUAUGCCCAUAGUUGAGCGUACUGCGUUGGAGGGAGAAGUUGUGCGAAAGUGUUUGCAACGACGAGACACGGAUUGUAAUUUCCUUGAUCAUCUUCACUACAAACUCGUUUAUCGGCGUUACGCGUCUCUUUUCUUCAUCGUUGGAUUAAACAACCGUAAGGCGCUUCGUGAGGAAGUGAACGGCAAAUCUUUUAGUUUAGUCCCCGCAAACGGUUUCGACACUGACACGUUUGAGGAGCAGACACAAGGAGGGGAACUGGCGAUUUACGAGUUCAUUCAACUUCUCGUGGAGACAUUAGAUAAGUACUUUGGGAAUGUGUGUGAGCUCGAUGUUAUGUUUAACUUGGAGAAGGUUCAUUUUAUCGUUGAGGAGAUGUUUGUGAAUGGUCGGGUUGGAGAAACUAACAAACUCUUAGUGCUGCAACCGGUGGUUAUGAUGGACAAAGAAUCAAAAGGACUGUAG